Labrus mixtus (cuckoo wrasse) is the source of this 1706-nucleotide messenger RNA. It is a transcript of the gene smyd1a, whose product is annotated as SET and MYND domain containing 1a. Lineage: Eukaryota; Metazoa; Chordata; Actinopteri; Labriformes; Labridae. The transcript has 10 exons. Bases 126 to 1559 code for a protein of 477 amino acids. Gene Ontology annotation, molecular function: protein binding. Gene Ontology annotation, cellular component: nucleus. The record is from RefSeq and is a predicted model, not a curated record.
GGGUCGGGCGAGUGCUCCUGAAUGUUUGUGAGGAUUUCUCCCUGCAGCUCGUCGAGUCCCUCGUCCCUCCCUCAGACGCACCGUCCUUCCUCUCUCUGUCUCUGUGCUUUUGUUCUGCCGGGACAAUGACCGUGGGGAACAUGGAGAGCGCCCAGCUGUUCGAUGCCGGGAAGAAAGGUCGAGGCCUGAGGGCCACCAAGGAGCUCAGUGUUGGGGACGUGGUCUUCGCCGAGCCCAGUUUCUCUGCUGUGGUCUUCGACAGUUUGUCCACUCAGGUGUGUCACAGCUGUUUCCGGCGUCAGGCCAACCUGCACCGCUGCGCUCAGUGUAAGUUCGCCCACUACUGCGACCGCACCUGCCAGACGGCAUGCUGGGACGAACACAAGCAGGAGUGUGGAGCCAUCAGGAAGGUCGGCAGGGCCCCCAGCGAGAGCGUACGUCUGGCUGCUCGGGUGCUGUGGCGUAUUCACAAGGACACGGGCAUCGCGUCGGACAGUCAGCUGGUCUCUGUGGACCAGCUGGAGGACCACGUGUCCGACCUGUCUGAAGAGGACCUGAAGCAGAUGAAGACUAACGUGCAGAGCUUCCAGGAGUACUGGUCCUACGGCCGGAAGAAACACUCUGCGGAGGAAAUCUCUCACAUCUUCGGCAUCAUCAAGUGUAAUGGAUUCACUCUGAGUGAUCAGCGAGGCCUGCAGGCCGUUGGAGUCGGUCUUUUCCCAAAUCUUUGUCUGGUCAACCACGACUGUUGGCCAAACUGCACCGUCAUCCUCAACAACGGCAACCAAUCAGCUUUGAGUUCUGCUCUCCACUCUCAGAGGAGGAUCGAGCUGCGAGCUGUUGAGAAAAUCCCCGAGGGCCAGGAGCUGACGGUCAGCUACGUGGACUUCCUGAACCUUUCAGCCGACCGUCAGAAGAAGCUGAAGGAGAAUUUCUUCUUCGAGUGCAGCUGUGAGCACUGCAGCAAGCACACCAAGGACGACCUGAUGAUGGCGCCCGCAGACAGCAAACCGUCUGCUGAUAAAGUGAAGGAGGUGACCGCCUUCAGUAAAGACAGUCUGGAGAAGAUUGAGGUGGCCCGUGUGAACAUGGAUUACCACGAGGUGGUGAAGCUGUGUCGUGAGUGUGUGGAGAAGCAGAAGGACGUCCUGGCCGACACUCACCUCUACACGCUGCGUGUGCUCAGCAUGGCCAGCGAGGUUCUGUCAUACCAGCAGAAGUUCUCAGAGGCUGCGGUCUUGGCCCGCAGGAUGGUGGAGGGAUACAUGAAGUUGUUCCACCCCUACAACGCCCAGCUGGGGAUGGCCAUCAUGAAGGCCGGGGUCACCCACUGGCACGCGGGCCAGAUAGAGGAGGGUCACAGCCUGCUCUGUCAGGCCUUUGGGAUCCUCAUGGUCACACACGGACCGAACCACGCCAUCACCCAAGACCUGGAGUCGAUGCGGGAGCAGACGGAGGUGGAGCUGAAGAUGUUUAGGCAGAGUAAGGACGGGUAUCACAGCAUGAGGGAGGCGGCUCUGAAGAGUCCUGCAGCCGAUGAGAAGGUCAAAGGAGUGUGAUCACCGUGUGACCGGAUCAAACCGCUCUGAUGAUCUCAUGCAUGUCUCACUGUGCACAUGAUGAUGCACACAGUCUCUGCACCGAGGCUCUGAAUGUGUCUGUUGAGUCACAACAUGGUGCAUGUCGAGGAAAUCUGCAAUAAAACA